Drosophila teissieri is the source of this 1683-nucleotide messenger RNA. RefSeq names its product 27 kDa hemolymph protein. The record is from RefSeq and is a predicted model, not a curated record. The transcript is spliced from 2 exons. NCBI's taxonomy places the organism in Eukaryota, Metazoa, Arthropoda, Insecta, Diptera, Drosophilidae. The coding region runs from base 179 to 1084 and encodes 301 amino acids.
CCAAGUGCCAUCUCUAGCCUAACGGAUUUUGCCAAACGGAUUGACAUUGACCAAUAAUAUAAUAAUAUAAAGGUUUGAUGCGAAUAAAACCACAAAGAAAAGUGCAAUAAGCAGAUCAAGAGAGAAUAGAGAAGCAAAAGGCAAAAACACAAAGAGGAGAGCAAAAAAUACAGCCAACAUGAACAGGACAUAUGUAAGCCAAGCGAUAUGCGCCAUUUGCCUGGUUGUACUGGCAGCUGCUGGCAUAAUGGCCCAGCUGGACCUAGACCAGAUCCAGACCCAACUGCCCGACCAGCUGAGCAAGUCGAACUUUAGCGUUAACGACGCCAAGGAGCUGAUCCGCAACAAAUGCAUCGAGGUGGCCGGCGAGGAGGCGGGCGGCGAGGCGUACGGCGAGAUCGAGUCCGGAUUCAUGGUGCUGACCGAGUGCCUCAAUGGCAUCGUCAACUACACAGCGAUGCAGCAGGAAAUACAGGAGGCGUCGCCCAAGGGCGAACUGGAUGUGGUCUUUAACAAGUACUGCAGCCGGCGUUCGAGUGCCGUGGAGUGUGUGGAUGUGUUCACGGCCAAACUGGUGCCAUGUCUGGUGCCCGAGGAGCGCGAGGGUCAGGAUGUCAUCAAGCAGAUCAUCCAGAGUGUGCUAAACUUUGUCUGCCACAAGGAUGGCGAUAAGAUAGCCCUAUUUAUCGCCGAAAAGGGACCCGAAUGCAUUGAGUCCCAGAAGGACAACAUCCAGCAGUGCGUGAACAACACGUUCUCCGAGUACCUGAACCUUUCCGAUCUGCAGGAGAACCGGAUCAAGAGCAUGCCCAAGCUGACUGUCGGGCAGAAGCAGUGCGACGAAAUGCUGACACUGCAGGCCUGUGUGGUCAAAAAGCUGGAGCAAUGCUCGGACAUAUCGCCGGCGAAUCUCGUCGAGUCCAUGUUCACCUUCAUCAGGAAUCAAACACUGUGCCGAGACAAUCAGAAAUCGCCACUCGUUGCGGCUGCGGCAAACGGAGGAGGUCGGGCAUUCCAUCAAAUGUGGCCCUAUGUGGGCAUCUUUUUGCUUAUUCUGCGAUUCGCUUUUCAAAAGUCUCCUUAGUUCUAAGUCUAGGCUAGUCCCCUAUAUAUCUCGAAUCCGAAUCUGUAAAAUGCCUUCUCAAUGCUUCGACUUUGGCAGUCCCAGUCCAAAGCGAUAAUCACUGUUUUUAAGCUUUUGCUUUGCUUAUAUUAAUAUGUAUGCAUGUUGCCGUGGAACAGGUGUCCAUAGUACAACCGCUUUCGUCGAUGCGCAUGUCAAGGUACUACAGGCCAGACAGGCAGCUAUGUCGGUUUUGUUUGGUGCUUCUAAUUUAUGUAAUUAAUUGCCUCUUUCUAUGUGUAGUAUUUGUAAACAAUGCUUAUACUUCUGCUUCUACUGCUGAGUCUGAAUCUGAAAUUCUUCUGGCCUUUGUCGUGCGUUCAUCUCAAUGCUUUAUAUAAAUUUAAUGGUUCUGAUUCGAGUUGGGUUUGUAUUAAAUCGCGUAUUCCACUGAGGGCAGCUAUGGUAAUCUCACUAUUUCACAGUGGAUUGGGUAUGGGUUUGGGAAAUGAAAUGCUAUAUAUGUAUGAAAAAUGAAUGGAAACGUUUUGUAAAUGAAUAUACGUAUCAUUACUGUAAUAAUAAAGUGAUAAAUUUGAAAAUAAAUCUAUUUGAUAGUA